AAGGACUAAGUUGUAAUAUAGUCUAGACUCCAAAGUCCAAACCUGAGAAUAGUAGAGAGCAAGGAGUGAAAGAAUGAACGCGGCGAAGAAAAAUUGAACGCAAGAAUCAGAAGAAGAAGAACCCAUCUCAAUUUAUGUGACAUUUGAUUCUAUUAGUUUUUAUUGGAGAAAGAGGACUGAUUCUUAUCUGGGAUUGAUGGAUUUGAGUUGGCUUAGUGCCAUUUUAGUAGGGGCAGGCUGUCUUGCUUUGGGUUACUGCAUUGGUUCACGCCGUCCUGCUUUUAUCUUUCUUAGAGCUAAAAGAGUGGCUAAAGAUGCAAAAUUUGGGAAUGGAAACAAGAAAAAUGAUAAGAAGGUUAAAGAGCCCCUUGAAAUUGAAAAGCUUGCUGAUAUUCUUGAUGAUUUCAAAAUGAUUUUGGUUGUUAGGAAUGAUCUUAAGAUGGGGAAAGGAAAAAUUGCUGCUCAAUGCAGUCAUGCAACUUUAGGCCUAUAUAAAAAGCUCCUCCAUCGGGCACCAAAAGCUUUAAACAGGUGGGAGAUGUGUGCACAGCCAAAGGUUGUUGUAAAAAUUGAAAGCGAGGAGGAUAUGCUUGUAUUGCAAGAGAGAGCAAAAUCACUUAAAUUACCAACUCAUAUUACAAUUGAUGCUGGGAGAACACAGAUUGCCCCGAAUUCAAGAACGGUGAUGGCUAUUCUUGGUAAGUUUCUUCAUUCCAGUAGGUGUUUACCUUGUGAGCUAUCUGAUUUAGUUGUAGGGACGACUCAAUUCCUUGAACAGCUUCAAACUGGAGUUAUCAGUCAUACAUAUGUAGCUAUGCUUCGACCUGUUGAAGUGGUCGAUGAUGUGACAGGCGGACUGAAGCUUUUGUAGAUGCUUGUCCAUCAAAGUGUAUCAACUGUGCAAAUUCCACAUUCAUGAAAGGAACGGUGCCUCUUUAUGUAUGAGAAACUUCCAGUCUAUGCAAUGCAAGCCUUAGCCAGCAAUGGUUGAUAAUUAAUCUCUCCAAUUUGCAACUAUUGUUACUGAUAAUGGCGAAAAUUCUGUGGUGCCCCAUUUUAGUUUUAGGGGAUGGAUGGACAAACACCAUGAUAUUUUCUUCAGGAUUCUCGGCAUAUUCUUGUCAUCUGUAAUACCCAGUUGAUAAUAUUAUUAAGGAGUUGGGCCUUUUGAGGCUCAUUUUUCUGCCAA
This is a messenger RNA of Ricinus communis (castor bean), 1189 nucleotides long. Its product is annotated as peptidyl-tRNA hydrolase 2, mitochondrial. Lineage: Eukaryota; Viridiplantae; Streptophyta; Magnoliopsida; Malpighiales; Euphorbiaceae. Gene Ontology annotation, cellular component: cytosol; mitochondrion. The record is from RefSeq and is a predicted model, not a curated record. Gene Ontology annotation, molecular function: peptidyl-tRNA hydrolase activity. Bases 197 to 871 code for a protein of 224 amino acids. The transcript has 8 exons.